Messenger RNA from Magallana angulata, 2329 nucleotides. RefSeq lists its product as uncharacterized. The coding region runs from base 285 to 920 and encodes 211 amino acids. The record is from RefSeq and is a predicted model, not a curated record. The transcript is spliced from 5 exons. Lineage: Eukaryota; Metazoa; Mollusca; Bivalvia; Ostreida; Ostreidae.
CAGUUUUCUUACUCGAGCAGUGACAGAGAGACGCACGGGGAAAAACUGCACGUUCAAUGGCUAGCGAUGCGGCGUGGGGCUGAUAUAUCAUGGCUCUGGUACUACCUGUUUACAAUCGUUGACUCAUGUUUAAACACUGAUAAAAAUAUUUACAGGUGCUACCUCGCCUUUAAGUGACAUUUUUAAAAUACAUGUAAUGAACGUACGAGGUGGCCGGAGUGAUCCGCUAGUGUUAUUGCUGUGUUCGGAAAAACCGGUCGUCUGGAUUAGAAUACAGGAACAGAAUGACAUCUUUACGUGGAGGAUGUAGACUCGGGAACUGUCUAUUUAGCAUAUUGAUUGUGAUUUUUGUCUGUUAUGUAUAUGAAAUAGAUGCAAGUAGUUGCACUGAAACAUGCGAGGAAAAGUUCUACGAUAUACAAAUACAUUGCAAAGUGUACGAUGACAACGUAACGAAGUUUGAAACAGAGUUUGACACUAGAGGCAAUGCCACCAUGCUGUGUAGCUUCCUAGUUGAAUUGUUGUUGUGUGUUGGAAGAGUUGCACCAGUGUGUUUAGACCAAAUGUUCACCAUCAAGGAACCGUACUUCCAGAGUCCCUAUGACUGUCAUUUUAAUGACUCGGCAUAUUCAACAAUUCAAAAAUACAGGACAUGUGAACACCUGACCACCACUACAACCACAGUGGUGACAAAGUCUUCUCCCUCUACAACAUUCCAGGUCACUCAGAAACCAUCCAAGUCCUCCAGUAGUUUACCAAGUCGUACAUAUGACGCUUCUUCCUCCGUCACAUUCCAAACCUCCAAACCUACCAAUCAGCAUCAAAAGGAGUCCAACUCCUCCGACAAAACUGAUAUUAGCCGACUGACGCUGGUGACAUGUAUAGCGCUAGUAGUUCUUAGUGUGGCGUGUUACAGCUGAGGUCUGAACAACGUCAUUAUAUUUACAAAGGGUACAUCUAGGACCCAAAUGUCUAUUUGGAUCACACAACAAAUGGGCUUUUCUAUGUCUUUCACACCGCCAAACUAGUUACGUAUGAAGAUCACAUGAUCCAGCGAAGACUACUACAUGAUUUAAGAGUGUCGUGUGUUUGGGGUUUAUUAAGUUUCAACGCUUUGUAUUCUGUUAUGAUUUUAGUAUCAAUGUUAUGUAGAAUCUCUUACAUAUCUUGAUUGGUGAGUAAGAACAAAUAUGUCAGAAAUACGUUGGUUAUGUACGUACUAUAGAUGCACAUGCAUGUAAUCAAACAUUGCUAAAUCACAUUGAUGAUUGUAAUAUUUACACAUGAAGGCUUUACCUAAAACAAUUAUUCGUUUUAGCAGGGUUUUUGUAAUAUUAAAAGGAAAACAAAAUUAAACAUGUUUUAUGUGAACAUUAAACUCCAUACAAUUAAUGCUUUACAUAGGAACAAUAAAACCAUUCCAAGGAGUGACAAAUAUUAUAUGAACAUAUAGGUUGCGUGUCUAAUGAAUCUUUGUGAAUGACCAUAUUUAUAACAUUUAUAACAAAACAUUGUGUAUACAUGUAGUACCAUUGAUUAUUCUGUUGCUUUGAAAUUGAUAUUUUAUUUAUAUAUAUGAUUCAACGAUACAUUCCUUGCUUUAGCAUUUAUUCGAUGAUAUUAGAGAGUGAAGAUGGGCUUUAGAAUUAUUCUAUUAUUUGUGCAACUCUAAAGCGCACGUGCCCCUUUUUCAUUUAUGGCAUUAAAUGCAAACAGAAUCUCACACGUGAAAUUGCAGUAAGUCAAAAUAAUCAGUUCUUGAAUAAACUUUAGAGCUGAAUGGCUGUUUUAUUCGAAUUUUAUAUGCCACUGAAAUUUUUACGACAGAAAAUGAACUUGCAAGGGUUGUGCAAAACUAUCAUUGUGUCAUCUAUAGGGAAACAAAAUCAUUGAAAUACAUUUUUUGGUUCUCAGGUUUUGAGCAUACGCCCCUAGCUUUAACUAAACUUGAGUUUGGAUACUUUGUUAAUUCCUUUCUUUUUGUUUUUUUUUUAUACGUACCAUUGAAAGCGACCAGUUUUACUUGACUAAUCAAAACUGGCCCUGAAUCAUUUACUGUGCAGACAAUCAAUGCUUCAAUGGUGAUGAUUUUUGUUUUUAUAUGUGGCAGCUUCAAUAUAAUACACCAAAUAUGUACAUGUAUAUCAUUUCACGGCUACACACUGUAACUGAAUGACCUGAAUUUGUUGUAAAGUCAAAUUUGAGUGGCCUGUUGUUAAAUGAUUUUUAUGGUUAAAUUAAUAUGAGGGAAACGAGAAUUUGAAUAUGUUUUUAUUUUGAAUGCGCAUAAAAUUUAUAUAAAUGAAGUUGUAUUAAAAAGGUGCUUUAU